Molecule: messenger RNA, 1073 nt
Organism: Daphnia pulicaria
Lineage: Eukaryota; Metazoa; Arthropoda; Branchiopoda; Diplostraca; Daphniidae
Product: deoxynucleoside kinase-like
Exons: 5
Coding region: 98-937 (279 amino acids)
Cellular component (GO): mitochondrion; cytoplasm
Molecular function (GO): deoxynucleoside kinase activity
Source: RefSeq, a predicted model, not a curated record
GUCUGCAAACCAAGAAAGUGUUUUUUUUUCUGUCCCAUGUGUGAAAUUCUUUUCAAUAUUACUGGUCAAAAUUGCUCAAGAUAUAUAUACAGAAGUAAUGACAAGUCGUUUUGUUCAAAAAUGGAGUCAAUUACUGUACUCAAUGAUGAGGAAUACUCGCAAAACUGUGAAAUCAGAUUCACGACCAAGCGACUUUCCUCACCGCACACUCCCUUUUUUAAAAAGCAUGGACAAACGAAACAAACCUUUUACUGUUGUAAUUGAAGGAAACAUUGGUUCAGGCAAGACCACACUUCUUAAUUAUUUUAGUAAAUACAGAGAUGUUGAGGUUUUGCAAGAGCCUGUUGAGAAAUGGAGGAAUGUUGAUGGACAUAAUCUUUUGAGCUUACUGUAUGAUGAUCCAGCCCGUUGGAGUCUGACUUUUCAGACUCAUGUACAAUUGACCAUGCUUGAUCAUCACACUAAGGAGACAUCUGCUAAAGUAAAACUAAUGGAGAGAUCCUUAUUUAGUGGGCGCUAUUGUUUUGUGGAAAACUUGCAUGAAAGCAAAUUGAUGGAACCUGCUGAGUAUGCAGUCAUUUCAGAGUGGUUCAAGUGGAUAACGAAAAAUGUUGAUGUUGAAGUUGAUCUCAUUGUUUACUUGAGAUCUGAUCCUGAAGUAGUUCACAAAAGGAUUUUGCAGCGUGCUAGGAAGGAAGAGAAGACUGUCCCCUUAAGUUAUAUUGUAGCUUUGCAUGAAAUUCAUGAAGAUUGGCUUCAUCACAAAGUUUCUCAUCCCGUGCCUGCACCAGUCUUGGAAAUCGACGCCAAUGUGGAUUUAACUGAAAUGCUAAAACAAAUAUCUUUAGUCGAAAAUCAGAUCUUGAACAGAAAAGCAAUCAAACGUGUUCUCUCGUCACCUAGUUCCUCGCCAUCUAAAUUAGUUUCUCCUGCAUAGUCAAACCCAACGUGAUGGCUUGUUCGUUGCUGGUGACCAAAUGAAUAGCUAUUUUGCAUUGUAUCGAGUAGCAUUCAUGUAAUAGUUUUCAUUUCCAAUCAUUUUCUUAAUAUAAUAAACACGAAUUUAUCAUAAA